AUGGAGCCGGUGUCAGUGUACCACGGACCCAUCAGCAAAGAGACCGGAGAGAGGCUUCUGGGAGAGGCCGGGCGGGAUGGCAGCUAUUUGAUCCGAGACAGCGAAUCCAAACCCGGCGUUUACUGCCUGUGUGUGCUGUACCAGAGCUAUGUGUACACCUAUAGGCUGCAUAAGGCUGAAGAUGGAUCAUGGACUGCAGAGACCACCCCUGGUGUUGAAAAGCGCUUUUUCCGGAAAAUCAAGAACUUGAUUGCAACCUACCAGAAGCCAGGCCAGGGCAUCGCUGUGCCCCUCACGUAUCCCAUUAACGUGCAGAAAAAUCAAACCAUCAAAGACAGGAAGCAGGAUGGCACGAUUUACCUUGGGAAUCCCAUGUGA
Molecule: messenger RNA, 378 nt
Organism: Anguilla rostrata (American eel)
Lineage: Eukaryota; Metazoa; Chordata; Actinopteri; Anguilliformes; Anguillidae
Gene: sh2d1ab
Product: SH2 domain containing 1A duplicate b
Exons: 3
Coding region: 1-378 (125 amino acids)
Biological process (GO): regulation of signal transduction; regulation of immune response
Source: RefSeq, a predicted model, not a curated record